AUGAGUUCUGACAACUCGGAGUCUCAAGCUUCUACCUCCGCCGCAACUGCCUCCGCCAGUCCGGCCGUAGAUAUCUCCGCGUUCUCGCAGCUGCCUCAGCUCCUGCAGGCUCUGAUACAGCAACAGCAACAGCAGCAGCAACACCUCCAGCAGCAGACCACCGUUUCGACUGCUCUACUUCAGCAUCUGUCUCAGCCGAGUCAGCCUCCCGCUCCGGCUUCGGUUUCUCCCGGGAAUUUUCCCAAAUUACAGCCUUUGGAGGACACCGACGAUGCGGAGGCUUGGUUCCUUACCGCCGAACGCCUGCUCAUUGGUUACGGCGUGCCUCCCGAUCGGCCAGCCUUGGCGAUCGUACCCCACCUCAAGGGCAAAGCUCGCAGUGCUUACAAUAAUCUGCCCGUGGGUGACUCGAAGGAUUUCGUUCUCAUCAGAACUGCAGUACUCGCGCGUUUCCGAUUGGACGCGGAGGAGUAUCGCCUGAAGUUCAGGUCCAUAAAUUUGUCCUCGCCUGGCGAGACGUACAUGAAACUCCACCACCGGCAGAGGGAUUUGUUCGAAAAAUGGAUCACUCACGCAAUUGCGUCUGGAGGCACAAUCGAUGUUCCGUUCGUGACUGACCAGAUAGUGCGCGAGCAGCUGCUCUCCACCCUGCCUGCGGAAGUGCGCCGGCAUGUACGGGAGCAACCACGAGUGAGUGCUACUGACACAGGCAAGCUGGCUGACGCGUUUGCGCGCGCGCAGUCAGACCUGAGCCGGACUGCUCCACCGCUAGGAGGUGCUCCAGUAACAGUACACGCCGUCCAGCAUCGUGGGUCAUCUGGCAAACCUACGUCCUCCGAACGUGGUUCCACCUCUAACGCCUGUGGAUACUGCGGAGGCAAAUCCCACGCACGCUCAGCCUGCCCGGCACGCGAAAAAACGUGCAACAAGUGCAACAAGCGCGGGCACUACGGCGCUGUCUGCCGCUCAUCCCGCCAUGCCCGUGCGCUAUCGGCCGAGUCUUUGCCGGGCACCGAUGCCGUCGCUUCUCCCAGCUCCGUGUCUGAGGAAUCUAUUGAUCUGGUCCCCAUCUACGUUGGUGCCGUAUCCGCGCACCCUCCCAGCUGGCAGGUUCAGCUCACCAUCAAUGGCACCACCGUUCCAUUCAAAGUCGACACCGGUGCCGAUGUGUCUGUCAUCUCCGAGGAGGUCUACAACUCCCUUAGCACAUCCCCGCAGCUCCAGCCUUGCCGGCACGUUCUCGUCAGUGCAGCCAACACCAACCUCGAGACAUUGGGCCUCUUCUCCGCGCGGCUCGUCUUUCCCACCUCUGGUUCUUCACACACUUGCACCGUGUACGUUGCCAGAGGCCUGCGCGUAUGUCUCCUAGGGGGCCCUGACUCCGUCGCUCUUGGUCUAAUCAAACGUUUGUUCUCCAGCGACACCGCGUCCGCUACACCACUUUCGACCGCUCCGGAGCCCAGUCAAUCCACGGACGAUGCGCCGGGUAGCUACUCCUCAGCUCCCGCCGAGUCAGAACCUCUGCCUCUGACAACUCCUGGCGACGCUAUCCCACAAGACAUACGGCAGGAAUUUCCGUCACUCUUCUCUGGUCUUGGGUCACUCAACGAGCCGUACAACAUCGAGCUCUCACCUGAUGCCAAGCCAUCGUGUCUCUACGCUGCGCGAAACAUCGCACUGCCGCUCCGCUCUAAAGUGGCCACCGAGCUUCAGCGCAUGGAACAGCUUGGUGUAAUCCGCCCUGUCGUGGAGCCCACUGACUGGUGUGGUGCAAUCGUGGCCGCACCUAAGUCCAACGGCACGGUACGCAUCUGUGCUGAUCUGAAACCUCUGAACGAAGCCGUCCGACGGUCACACCAUCAGCUGCCAACAGUAGACGAAACUCUUGGCCAAAUCGGCGACUCAACGGUGUUCACGAAGCUCGAUGCCAACAGCGGGUUUUGGCAGAUCCCGCUGGACAGUCCCUCCCAGCUUCUAACCACCUUCAUCACCCCCGCUGGUCGGUUUUGUUACACGAAGUUGCCGUUCGGCAUUUCCUCUGCGCCUGAGAUAUUCCAGCAGCGCAUGUCGAAGAUCCUGGCUGGCCUGGAGGGUGUGGUCUGCCAAAUGGACGACAUCCUUGUCCAUGGCCGCACUCGUGCCGAGCAUGAUAGUCGUCUCUACGCGGUGCUCCGACGCCUGGUGGGUGCAGGGCUAACCCUCAAUCCGUCGAAGUGUGAGUUCGCCGCCUCCGACCUGUCCUUCUUGGGAGUGCGGCUCACUGCUGCCGGCAUUCAACCAGGUGACAGCAAGACCUCUGCUAUCCAGCGCUUCCGUCAGCCUCAAACCGUCUCAGACAUCCGCAGGUUCAUGGGUCUGGCGAACCAACUGGGAAAGUUCUCUCCCAAUCUCGCCGCCCUCAGCCAGCCACUGCGAGAGCUGUUGUCUAAAGGUCGCGCAUGGACUUGGGGUCAACCACAGCAGGCAGCCUUCGACAACAUCAAGGCAGAGCUCUGCAAGCCAGCCUGUCUGCAGCGCUACGACCCCAACUACGACACCAAACUAUCUGCCGACGCCUCGUCCUAUGGCCUCGGUGCCGUGCUCUACCAGCGCCGGUCCUCAGAUGAUGAGUGGUGUCCCGUCGCUUGCGCAUCCCGGUCUCUCACAUCGGCCGAGCGCAACUACGCCCAAAUCGAAAAGGAAGCUCUCGCGAUCACUUGGGCUGUUUCCCGCUUUGACACUUACCUGCUUGGCAUGGCGUGCUUCCUCAUCGAGACGGAUCAUAAGCCUCUCGUACCUCUUCUCAGCACGAAGCGCCUACACGAUCUCCCAGCGAGAGUCCUGCGCUUCCGACUCCGCCUGGCACGAUAUCACUACCAGAUCAUUCACGUUCCAGGGAGCUACCUCACCAGCGCCGACGCUCUCUCACGCGCCCCUCAAGACGACUCCCCGAGUCGGGAUGACAUCACCAUUCAGGCUGAGUGCGACGUGUUCGCUACUAUCGCAGUCGAGAAUCUAGCCGAUCAGACCGUCCCGACGCAGCAGGUUAGAGACGCCCAGCAACAGGACGCUACAUGUCAGCAGCUGCGAACCCUCAUCCUCGACGGCUGGCCCUCCGCUAUCCGCGAUGUACCGCAGCCCCUCCGUGAGUUCUGGCCUGUCCGCUCUGACCUCGUCCUGCUCGAUGGCCUGAUUAUGAAAGGCUCCCGGAUCUAUAUUCCCCAGUGCUUGGUGGCCGAUACUCUUCAGCGUCUUCACGCCGGUCACCAAGGCGUCACCCGUACAACCCAACGCGCCACAGUGUCAGUCUGGUUUCCUGGCAUCACCGCACGCAUUAAGGCUCUCGUGCAAGAUUGUAGCACUUGCAAGGCCUUCCGCCCGCCGCCGGUCGAGCCACUGCUCGCUCACCCCACACCGCCUCGCGCGUGGCACACCAUUGGCGUGGACCUCUGCCAGCUCGACCGCGCUCAGUACCUGGUGGUGGAGGACUAUUAUUCCCGCUAUCCAGAAAUUGCAUCCCUCACUUCCACGACAUCAGCACGGAUCAUCGACCAUCUCCACUCAAUCUUCGCCCGACAUGGCAUUCCAGCAGUCCUUCGAUCGGACAACGAUCCCCAGUUCUCGUCCGCUGAGUUUGCCCAGUUUGCAACCAGGGCCGGCUUCCGUCACAUCACGAGUAGCCCUCACUACGCACAGUCGAACGGCGAGGUUGAGCGUGCCGUCCGCACCGUGAAGGCGUUCCUGAAGAAGUCCGCCUCAGCAGCUGACUUAUAUGAUGCCUUGCUGGCAUAUCGGUCGACACCCCUCAGUUUCGCGCCGUACAGCCCGGCGGAGCUACUCAUGGGUCGCCGCCUCGCAACGCCGAUUCCAUCACAGUCAGCCCAGCUCCAGCCCAGCUCAGUGGACACGGAUGCCUUCCGUGCAGCCGACACAGCGCAACGCCAGAAGUCCGGAGCUCAGUACGACCUGCGGCACAGAGCGACUAUCCUGCCCGCUCUCCCCCCAGGCGCGGACGUGAUCGAUGUCUCGACUCCAGGUCGCCGGGAGAGGGGUACAGUGGUAGCAAGAUCAGCUGAACCCCGAUCCUACAUAAUCCAGUUGUCAUCCGGACAAGUACGACGAACCCGGCAUCACCUGAUCGCUAUCUGA
Messenger RNA from Sycon ciliatum, 4128 nucleotides. RefSeq lists its product as uncharacterized. The transcript has a single exon. The coding region runs from base 1 to 4128 and encodes 1375 amino acids. Lineage: Eukaryota; Metazoa; Porifera; Calcarea; Leucosolenida; Sycettidae. Gene Ontology annotation, molecular function: nucleic acid binding; zinc ion binding. Gene Ontology annotation, biological process: DNA integration. The record is from RefSeq and is a predicted model, not a curated record.